AUGAUGCAGACAGUUGAUCCAAACAAAGAAUGGGCCAACUCUUCAACGAUUUUACCCGAUAAUCUAGAAGAUGACCUCGAUAAAUACGUUAGGGAAUGCGCUCAUGACACGAAUGUGAAUCGUCGAUAUCAUUGUGUGCUGAAGAAGAGAAAGCUGGCGGAGAUGAAACAAGGUCUCACCUAUGCGUUGGGUAUUCGUUCUGGUCCACGAAGAAAUAUCUCGAUCUCACAGGCGCAUCUCAAGCAGCUACUUUUGAGAGAAGGAUUCACAGAAGAUGGACAAUAUGUUGAUGGCCAUGUCCAUCAAGGAGAUGCUUUCAUCCUUCCGGUUCAACAAAAUCCUUACUUUUUUCCCGAAAACGAGUUUCGCACCUAUGUUGACAUCAGAAAUCCUCAUGGAAACAAGAUCAAGGAAGCUGUGCUCAACUUCUACGUCAGCGGUAUCACACCAAAGCAUGGCGUCGCCAAAUACCAAGUCAACCUCUACCGAUUUAUUGACGACGAGGAAAUUGAUCUUGAACCCUUCGAAAGCUACAAAAGAGUGAAAGAGACUUGGAAGUCCGAUUUCUGGGAUACGAUCGAGAUCACCGACUUGGUGAAGGAUUGGGAUCGGGAACCAUCAAAGAACUAUGGGAUGAUGAUCAAGAUUGAGACGAACGGUGUGCCAAAGCAAGAAGAGAUUGACCCGAUCGAGAGGGAAUCCGAGGAAAUGGCUAUGUACUUGCAAGUGCGAACUUUCCCACUCGCGGCAAGACCCCGUCGACUUGUUGGAGGAAAUGCGAACUGCACCGAUACAAUGAACCCGGAUGAAGCUGGAUGCUGCCUGUACGAUUUCGCGGUUGAUUUCAAUAGCUUCGGCUGGUAUUGGGUGCUUGCUCCGAAAGCCUACAACGCUUAUUAUUGCACGGGAAUGUGCAAAACUGGACCGGGGCACGGAUCCACUCACUAUGACAUGUUCGUCGACUUUCUCAAGCAAAGAAAACGUUGCUGUACACCGCACCAUUUGCAGUCGAUGAAAGUGAUCUAUUUGGAUAAUUCAGACACCAUCCAAAUUCGGGACAUCGAGCAGAUGGCCGUCUCCAAUUGUAUGUGCGUU
This is a messenger RNA of Mesorhabditis belari, 1095 nucleotides long. The record is from the annotation of a GenBank genome assembly. Lineage: Eukaryota; Metazoa; Nematoda; Chromadorea; Rhabditida; Rhabditidae.